AUGAAAAAAAUAUUUCUUGUUACAUCUGGAAGAGAUGCUUUAAAUAUUUUAAUAAGAGUUCAUGCAUUAAAACAAAUUGAUUCAAUAUUUAUUUUUUGUUUAAAACCUAAAAAAUAUCAAUAUCUAUUACAAACAUAUAUUAAACUAAUUGGAAUUUAUACAAAACGUCAUGAAUUACUUAAUUCUCUUAAAGAGAAUAUUAUUCUUGUUGAAAAACAUUUAGAAACAUUUAAUUUCUAUAAUCAACAUAAACAAAAAUCUACAAGAGAUUUAUCAAAAGAAUCAGCAGAAUUUCUAUGA
Rotaria sp. Silwood1 is the source of this 300-nucleotide messenger RNA. Lineage: Eukaryota; Metazoa; Rotifera; Eurotatoria; Philodinida; Philodinidae. The record is from the annotation of a GenBank genome assembly.